AUGGCAUACCCUGAGAAUGUUGGCAUCAAAGCCAUGGAAAUCUACGUCCCUGGACAGUGCUUGGACCAGUCUCUCUUUGAGCAGCACCAAGGCGUCUCAGCGGGUAAAUACACCAUUGGCUUGGGCCUCAAAUACAUGAACUUCUGCAACGACCGUGAGGAUGCAUCUUCCAUGGCCCUCACUGCCAUAUCUUCGCUCAUGCGAAAGUACGACAUCAACCCCAACUCGAUUGGCCGCCUCGAAGUUGGCACCGAAUCCUUGGUUGAUAAAGCUAAGUCUGUCAAGACAGUGCUGACCCAGCUCUUCGAGCCUGCCGGGAACACCAGCCUGGAAGGUAUCGACACCAUUAACGCAUGCUACGGUGGCACGAGCGCCUUGUUCAACGCUGUCAACUGGGUCGAGUCCAGAUCAUGGGACGGCCGAAACGCUAUCGUUGUUGCGUCAGACAUUGCCUUGUACAACGAGCCCGCCUCUCGUCCCACGGGCGGUGCCGGUUGUGUCGCCAUGCUCGUGGGCCCAAAUGCGCUGCUUUCAAUGGAGCCGGCGCUCAAGGGAACCUUCAUGACCCAUGCCUACGACUUUUACAAACCUGAUCUCAAAGCAGAGUUCCCUCUGGUUAAUGGACAUGAGUCGCUUCGGUCGUACAUGUCAGCACUGGACGGUUGCUAUCAACGUCUUCGUGAGAAGGUAGAAGCAGCUAACCAACGCACAAACGGACUUGGGCCGAAAACUGAUACUAACAACCUGCUGAACAUAUUCAACUACAUGGCAUUUCACACCCCCAACUGCAAGAUUGUGAGCAAGUCGUAUGGACGACUGUUGUACAACGACUUCCGACUGGAUAGUGACAAGAGCCGAUGGGAGGCGACGUUGACGGAAGAGCUCCGCGGGCUCAGCUACGAGGAGUCUCUGAAGAGCAAGGAACUUGAAAAGAUCUUUGUCACCCAGUCCAAGGAUCUCUUUAAAGCGAGAGUUGAGCCCUGUAUUGCCGCUCCCACUUUAUGCGGCAACAUGUACACAGCUAGCCUGUACUGCUCUCUCAUCAGCUUGAUCAGCCACAUCGAUCUCAGAGACAGUGUUGGGAAGACUAUCGGCAUGUUCAGUUAUGGCAGCGGUAUUGCCAGCACUCUCUAUGGGCUCAAGAUUACGGGAGAUCUCAGCGAGAUGGUCCAGAAGAUUGAUCUUAUGAAGCGUCUCGAGCAACGUGAAAUUUGUACGCCUGAGCAGUAUGAGGAGGCCUGCUUUCUCAGAUUGAAGGCAUAUGGCGCCAAAGGCUAUGAGCCUGCUGGAAGUAUUGAAGUCAUGGCUCCUGGAACGUACUACCUACAGAGAGUUGACGAUGCUUACCGCAGGUUCUACGCUGUGAAGCCGUGA
Messenger RNA from Colletotrichum costaricense, 1374 nucleotides. RefSeq names its product hydroxymethylglutaryl-CoA synthase. Gene Ontology annotation, biological process: ergosterol biosynthetic process; acetyl-CoA metabolic process. The record is from RefSeq and is a predicted model, not a curated record. The transcript is spliced from 5 exons. Gene Ontology annotation, molecular function: hydroxymethylglutaryl-CoA synthase activity. Bases 1 to 1374 code for a protein of 457 amino acids. Lineage: Eukaryota; Fungi; Ascomycota; Sordariomycetes; Glomerellales; Glomerellaceae.